Molecule: messenger RNA, 1827 nt
Organism: Fusarium musae
Lineage: Eukaryota; Fungi; Ascomycota; Sordariomycetes; Hypocreales; Nectriaceae
Exons: 3
Coding region: 1-1827 (608 amino acids)
Source: RefSeq, a predicted model, not a curated record
AUGGGUGGCAAGGCCUUCGCUCACGCGAAUCCUCCCCUGGAGACACCUCGAAUGUCUCACACGGCAUAUCUGGAGGCCAAAAACACAGUCGUUCGACGCCUGAAUGAGAAAUUCUACUGGACUAAUGUUCCGAUGGAAGGCCCCGGCAAGGAAGACCACGGCGACGUCGAUGUCCUCGUCUGCGACAUGAAAGGAAUCGAUAUCUUCAAGGAGACUGUACUUGAUGCCAUCUCUAACGCCCUCGGAGCUGAAUCCAGAAUCACUGAAGGUGGCGCCAGUCACUUCUCUGCUCACUUCGCUAUCCCAUGGCCUGAGCAUAUCCCUCUUCCCCAGGCAAAGGGAAAACCAACUCUUCGUCCACCGAUUGUUUCCAUCACUCCUCCGUCACCUCCGCGCCCUUCUACUCGUUCUACUCUGACUGCCACUCCUGGAAACCUGUUCAAGCUUUCUGAAAACGUUCCUACGGUUCCUCCUGUCAGCACUACUACUGGAAAGCCUCCCCUGGAUUCAACCUUGCCUUCUCCUUUCGGUCCACACCCUAACCCCCUUGGUUCAAACCCUGCUCUCUAUAUCAAAGAAGCUUCUAGUCCUGACGCAGAGCCAAGUGCCGCGAAGGACUCAAAAUCAAACGAACAAACCGACGCUACAGUCGCGGGCUCACAGACGAAGCCCUUAUCCAACGAUUCUGAUGGCGUUAGUAUCACCUCUUCAGAGCGUAGUCAAGCAUCUGCUGCAACGGCUCCUGUGACUGGCAAAUGGGGAACCCUCUCUUAUAUCAAGAGGAAAAUGAAAACCGGCGACUCAUCGUCUCAGCCUAGUGCUACCCUUCCAGCUAUUCCUGCUCAUGGAAAUUUCAGAAUCAAGAGAAGGGCUGUCCCAAAGUCGAUCCUGACUGAUAACCCUUUCGUUGCCCCGCCUUCUGGCCCAGUUCACGAUAACCCGUUCCGUGACCCUCCCCGCGUCUUCAUCCAAGUUGACGUUCGAUACUGUCUUUCAAGAAAGCAAGCUAAGUACUUGCGCUUCUUCGAGUCGCACGGCGACUUUUGGCAAAUCGUGGGGUCCAUCAUCAGUCCCUAUGGUCUUACCGUGGACGACAAAGGUCUUCACAUCCGGGUGGAAGAAGGGGAACGCAUCAACCGUAAGAAAGCUAAGAUCCUCCUUACCAGCAAGCCGGAUGAAAUCCUGAUGUUCCUUGGACUCCCCGUUGCUGAAUACUGGCGUCCCUUUGCCACCACCAACGCUAUGUUUGAGUACAUAGCCAAAUGUCCCAUGUUCUCUCGAGGCUGCAGCACCUUUCAGGAAGAGAUGGGCGUCGUCACUUCUAACGAGCGUCGACGCAUGGCCUCGCGCCCUAUCUAUCGAGAGUGGGUUCAGGAGUUCAAGCCUCGCUUCCUACAGAGAGGUCUGGAUUUCGGGAGCCCCUUGACCCGUGAUGACAUCAAAGAGAAGGCCUUCUAUACUUUCAAGAUAGAGUCUGAGUACCACGCCCGAGUCCGAUCAUUCAUCCUGGGCUCACAAAGAGAGGAGCUCCGAAAGUACAUCAAGUCGCUCGUCCCCCUAGAGGACAACUCCACCCCGGCCAAACAAAGACGAUCCAAGACAAUUAAGGCCAUGUCCGCCAUCGUCAUUGAUGGCAUGGAUGCUUCCGAGUUCGGGAUCGCCGCCCCGGCCAAGCUCCUCCGGGGAAAUGGGACGUGGGACAUGCCACGCACCGAGGAGUGGAUUCGCACCAAGGUGCAAUUCGUUGGCCGCUAUGCCAACAUGAGCGCGGUAGAAAAGGAGAAGUUGAGGGCAGAGUCGGCGAAGAGGAAGGCAGAGCGCGGCUAG